This is a messenger RNA of Lactuca sativa (garden lettuce), 465 nucleotides long. Lineage: Eukaryota; Viridiplantae; Streptophyta; Magnoliopsida; Asterales; Asteraceae. The record is from RefSeq and is a predicted model, not a curated record.
AUGCAUAAAGGGUAUAAAUGCCUUGACAAUAGUACCGGUCGAGUUUAUAUAUCCCGUGAUGUUAUUUUUGAUGAAUCUAGAUUUCCAUUCGCUGCUUCCACAAACAGUCACACAUCACCUUCUUCUUCUGAAGUUGUGUCAUUUCCUCAAGUUGAACCAGAAAUUACUAAUGAUCAUAUGAAGAGUUAUGACCUAUCGUUGCUAUCUAAUAAUUCUAAUGCAGCUGUAGCUUCACCUCCAGGUCAGGGGCUACCAAAUCUUAGUGGUCCUCCACAACCACUGUCACCGCCAAAUCCAUCCUCUCCAGUUCUCUCGACCACGUCUUCACCAACAACCACCACCGAGGCUCCGGUUUCCUCCACCCCGACGUCACCAACAGUCUCAUCUUCUGACUUGAGUGAUCAACCUAGCCCCUCACCCCUUCCUCAAGGGGUUGUUACUAGAGGACGUGUUGGUAUUACUUAG